CUAGCGGCUACUGCUAAUAAAACAUAGCGGAAUUUCGUGGAGCCAAGUGAAAAUUGUGAAAAUCCCUCGUUUCCGCGGAAGAAUUCCAUUUUAAGGCCCCAGAAUGCCGCGAAUAAUGAUAAAGGGCGGCGUGUGGCGCAACACGGAGGAUGAGAUCCUCAAGGCGGCGGUGAUGAAAUAUGGCAAGAACCAGUGGAGUCGGAUUGCCUCCCUGCUGCACAGGAAGUCGGCCAAGCAAUGCAAGGCCAGGUGGUACGAGUGGCUGGAUCCCAGCAUCAAGAAGACCGAGUGGUCCCGCGAGGAGGACGAGAAGCUCCUGCAUUUGGCCAAACUGAUGCCAACGCAGUGGCGCACCAUUGCCCCGAUAAUCGGGAGAACGGCCGCCCAGUGUCUGGAGCGCUACGAGUACUUGCUCGACCAGGCCCAGCGCAAAGAGGAUGGCGAGGACACCAUGGACGACCCGCGCAAGCUUAAGCCCGGCGAGAUCGACCCCAAUCCGGAGACCAAGCCGGCGCGACCCGAUCCCAAGGACAUGGACGAGGACGAGCUGGAGAUGCUGUCGGAGGCUCGUGCCCGUUUGGCCAACACGCAGGGCAAGAAGGCCAAGCGCAAGGCGCGCGAGAAGCAGCUGGAGGAGGCCCGUCGCCUGGCCACGCUCCAGAAACGCCGGGAACUGCGUGCCGCCGGCAUUGGCAGCGGGAAUCGCAAGCGCAUCAAGGGCAUCGACUACAACGCCGAGAUUCCCUUCGAAAAGCGCCCGGCACUCGGAUUCUACGACACCGCGGAGGAACAUCUGCAGAAGAACGAGCCGGACUUUAACAAAAUGCGACAGCAGGAUUUGGACGGAGAACUCCGCUCCGAAAAGGAGGAGCGGGAGCGAAAGCGCGACAAGCAGAAGCUGAAGCAGCGCAAGGAGAACGAGGUGCCGACCGCCAUGCUGCAGAACAUGGAGCCGGAGCGGAAGCGCUCCAAGUUGGUGCUGCCCACGCCGCAGAUCUCGGAUAUGGAACUGCAGCAGGUGGUCAAGCUGGGACGCGCCAGCGAGAUGGCCAAGGAAAUAGCCGGCGAGAGCGGCAUCGAGACGACGGAUGCUUUGCUGGCUGACUACUCGAUCACUCCACAGGUGGCGGCCACUCCGCGCACACCUGCUCCGUACACGGAUCGCAUCAUGCAGGAGGCCCAGAACAUGAUGGCCCUCACACACACGGAGACGCCUCUCAAGGGCGGCCUGAACACCCCGCUGCACGAGUCCGACUUCUCGGGCGUGCUGCCCAAGGCGGCCUCCAUCGCCACGCCCAAUACAGUGAUUGCCACGCCGUUCAGAACUCAGCGUGAGGGCGGUGCAGCCACUCCUGGAGGAUUCCUAACACCCUCUUCGGGAGCUUUGGUUCCGGUGAAGGGUGCUGGAGGAGCCACAGGCUCCAUCAACACCCCUGCCUACGUGAGGGACAAGCUAAGCAUUAAUCCCGAGGAGAGCAUGGGCGUCACCGAGACCCCAGCUUUGUACAAGAACUACCAGAAGCAACUAAAGUCCACGCUGCGGGAGGGUCUCUCCACGCUUCCCGCUCCGCGAAACGACUACGAGAUUGUGGUGCCCGAGCAGGAGGACAGCGAGCCCAUGGAAACCAACACCGAGCCCGCCAUCGAGGAUCAGGCAGAUGUGGAUGCCCGACUGCUGGCCGAGCAGGAAGCUCGCCGCAAGCGGGAGCUGGAGAAGCGCUCACAGGUGAUCCAGCGCAGCCUGCCACGUCCCACUGAGGUGAACACAAAGAUCUUGCGACCACAGUCCGAGAAACAGAACCUAACGGAGCAGCAACAGGCAGAGGAGCUGAUUAAGCACGAAAUGAUCACCAUGCAGUUAUACGACUCCGUCAAGGAUCCCGUGCCGGGACAAUCGCAACACAAGUUGGAACAGCUGCAGAGCUACUUCAAGGCCAAUCCCUACGAGGACAUAUCGCAGCAGGACCUGGCCAAGGCCAAGCUGAUGCUCACCGAGGAAAUGGAGGUCGUGAAGGAGCGCAUGUCGCACGGCGAACUGCCACUGGAUGUUUAUGCCCAAGUGUGGCAGGAGUGCCUCGGCCAGGUGCUCUACCUGCCGUCCCAGCACCGCUACACCCGUGCCAAUCUGGCCAGCAAGAAGGAUCGCCUGGAGUCGGCCGAGAAGCGGCUGGAGACGAACCGCCGCCACAUGGCCAAGGAGGCCAAGCGGUGCGGCAAGAUCGAGAAGAAGCUGAAGAUCCUCACCGGCGGCUACCAAGCGCGCGCCCAGGUGCUGAUCAAACAGCUGCAGGACACGUUCGGCCAGAUCGAGCAGAACUCGGUCUCGCUGUCCACAUUCCGCUUCCUGGGCGAGCAGGAGGCCAUCGCCGUGCCGCGUCGCUUGGAGUCGCUGCAGGAGGAUGUGCGUCGGCAGAUGGACCGCGAGAAGGAGCUGCAGCAAAAGUAUGCAAGUCUGGUGGAGGAACGGGAAUCGCUCUACUCCCAAAUUGAGCAAAUAACGGGCGUGAGGCCCACCGCCCAGCAACUGCUGCCCGAACAAGAAGCCUAG
This is a messenger RNA of Drosophila rhopaloa, 2548 nucleotides long. It is a transcript of the gene Cdc5, whose product is annotated as cell division cycle 5-like protein. The transcript is spliced from 4 exons. Gene Ontology annotation, biological process: mRNA splicing, via spliceosome; regulation of transcription by RNA polymerase II. Lineage: Eukaryota; Metazoa; Arthropoda; Insecta; Diptera; Drosophilidae. The record is from RefSeq and is a predicted model, not a curated record. Gene Ontology annotation, cellular component: spliceosomal complex; Prp19 complex. Bases 104 to 2548 code for a protein of 814 amino acids. Gene Ontology annotation, molecular function: RNA polymerase II transcription regulatory region sequence-specific DNA binding; DNA-binding transcription factor activity, RNA polymerase II-specific.